AUGGUAAUCAUCAUCAUUAUUUCAGAUGUGAGUGGAAAGUGUGUGUCAUCUGACAUGAUCAGACACAGAGAACCCAUUAAACAUUCAGGCACUCUGCAUCAGAUGACCUUCAUCUCUGGAGAGCACAAAGCUUCAGAAAGUCACAAUGAGGACACCUCAGCCCCCAGUGACAAAAAUAUGGUUAUUGAGGAUCAGCCAAUAGUUGGAUCUACCAUCGAAAGCUCCUCAAGCAGCUUACAUCAAGUCAGUCCUUCUGAGCAAAUAUUUUUAGGAUCUGAUGAAGACCAGAUUAAUUGCAUCUCUGAAACUGAGGACAAAUUAAAUGAUGACAUCCUUAUCGACCAAGGACCUCCAGGAUUACCUGGAUUACCAGGGGAUCCUGGACUAAAAGGUGAAAAGGGGUAUGAAGGCGUCAUGGGCAGAACAGGCCAGACAGGAUACAGAGGUCCUAUUGGUCCUCCUGGAAUGCCUGCUAUAGUUGUGGUUAAAACCUCUGAAGAAGAAUGGGAAACUUUUAAGAAAACAGAAUUCUACAAUAAAUUUGUUUCAUCAUGGCCGAAAGUCAAAGGUUCUCAGGGAACACUUGGACCUCCUGGGGAUGAAGGACCAGUUGGACCUCCUGGAAUCACUGGCAAACAGGGCAAAAAAGGCAGUCAAGGAGUUAUUGGUAAAAUAGGGCCACCUGGUUUUCCCGGUCCACAAGGGCGUCCAGGAGCAGAAGGGACUCUUGGAAAGAUUGGUGACCCAGGUCCUGCAGGCUUAGUGGGGGAGAAGGGAGCCAAAGGUUUCAGUGGAGAGUCAGGCUCUAAAGGGGAUCUGGGUGAAUGGGGCUAUCAAGGAGAAGUGGGACUUCAAGGAAAUAGAGGAGUAAAAGGCCAAAAGGGCGGUAUUGGAUCUCCAGGUGAUGCUGGACCUGCUGGUUCACCUGGAAAAAUAGGCCUCAAAGGAAAACAGGGUGUUACUGGUGUGAAGGGGACAAGAGGUCAGCAGGGUGCAUUUGGUAUUGGAGGAACUCUUGGACCAAAGGGGGAGAUGGGUCCUGAUGGGGUCAUUGGCAUUCCUGGAAUACGUGGUCCACAGGGGCCACCAGGGCUUACUGGACCAGCUGGGACUAAAGGAGACCCAGGCAUCUUUGGAGACGAAGGGGACAUUGGUGAACCAGGACCUCCAGGCCUGAUUGGACUGGAAGGAAAUCCUGGGAAACAUGGAUCCUUAGGUGAUCCCGGGACUGAUGCCACAAAAGGGGAAAAGGGCGGUCUGGGUCUAAAGGGUGACAUGGGGCCUCUGGGGCCUCCAGGCAAAGUUGGACAGAAAGGAGCUCGAGGACCAUCAGGACUUGAGGGUCUUCAGGGGCCAGUUGGACCAACAGGACUUCCUGGACCCAGUGGGCUGGAUGGAGGAACUGGAGAGCAAGGAAAACAAGGACCAGAUGGACCAAAGGGAGAUAGAGGGCUGACAGGUUUUCAAGGACUGAAUGGGCCUCGAGGUGAUAAGGGAAGAGAGGGGCGAUCAGGGUUUACUGGGGUGCCUGGUCCAGUUGGAGAGAUGGGAAAAUCUGGAGACCGAGGUCCUGAAGGAGAGCCUGGUAUUAAGGGUAAAGAUGGCCACCAAGGAAACAAAGGACUGGAAGGAACGAUUGGAUCCCAAGGCCUCCUUGGUACUGAUGGUUUAAAUGGGGACCAUGGACCACCAGGUGUAAAAGGACUCGUGGGAAAAACUGGAUUUCCUGGUCUUCAGGGGUCGGUAGGAAACAGUGGUGAAUCUGGCAGUGUAGGGAAUAAGGGGGCUCUUGGACAACCAGGCGUCAGAGGAAUUAAAGGCAAACUAGGCUCCAAAGGCCUCACAGGAAGUGAUGGACUGAAGGGUACAAGAGGUGAAAAGGGUUCCUCAGGAAAAGAAGGUUCACCUGGGAAGAUGGGCGUGCCUGGCCCUCAGGGAUUACAAGGACCAAAUGGAGUGCCGGGGAAUACUGGAGCAAUGGGUGAGGUUGGGCCCCGAGGUGCCUCAGGGGAACAGGGCCUGAAAGGCCGAGCAGGGCCCAUUGGGAUUAAAGGAGACCCAGGGUUCAUUGGAGCUGUUGGACAUAAAGGAGUUUCUGGCGUCGAUGGUGAGGAGGUAGAUUAA
This is a messenger RNA of Periophthalmus magnuspinnatus, 2124 nucleotides long. Its product is annotated as collagen alpha-5(IV) chain. The transcript has 33 exons. The record is from RefSeq and is a predicted model, not a curated record. Lineage: Eukaryota; Metazoa; Chordata; Actinopteri; Gobiiformes; Gobiidae. The coding region runs from base 1 to 2124 and encodes 707 amino acids.